AGAGAUGAUGUGCCACAGCCAGCACCUGUUGGUGAAAUGGACGUUAAUACCGCUCUUCAAGAAGUUUUGAAGACUGCUCUCGUUCACGACGGCCUUGCUCGCGGUUUGCAUGAAGCUGCUAAAGCCUUGGAUCGGUAAAUAAGAUCACUUACUUUAUCUUGAACGUGCUUUUAGUUUAACAUAUCCUUCUCAGGCAGGUAGAGAAAAUAUCGGAUUUGUUUCCUUUAUCGGGGUUGAAGGUUGUCUCUGGUGAAUUUCUCACGGUACAGCUGUUUUUUAAUCCAACAAAUGGUGAGAUUUUAAAAACCACGAAAUAGCCCUUUCCUGGACAGUUAUUGUUACAGAAUUGACAGUUUAAGGCCACUGAUCUAUAUUAAAUCAGCUUUCACCAAAGUGCUAGGCUUCUUUGUUUUAUAUACUGUUGAUGCUUUCGUUGCUUGUACAGUGGAACCGGCCUGUGAAUAUGGUCACCAAUGGGUCAAAAUACUUUGGCCGUAUUGCUGGGGCAGAGUCAAAUUUCAUGACUUAGGGCUUGUUUACCUGAAGCUGGGGUGAGGUAACCCACUUAGUCAGAGGUAACCCACAGUGUUCUCCCUAAAUUUUAGCUCGGCAGAUAAGCAACCAUUCAUGGCCAGUAAGGCAAAAAAUAUGCCCCAGAGGUGCACUUUCCUGGGGGAUCGCAAAAAUUUUACUCUGUCUGCAAUGUUCCCUUUCCAAAAUGACUGUGGCCCAUAAAAAAAGCUAUAUACUUUGGUGCUUUUCCAUAUAUUCGUUUGUUUCCUUGAUCAGAUGGGAUCACAACUUGCAUCUUUUUUAAAACUACGUAUCUAGUUUUAGUAAACCUUCAAGCAGUUGCAGGCGGUAUGAAGUGUUGCUUCACAAAAUUUACUGCCUGAUAAGGAGAACACUGAACCCACCUGUCCAUAUAAUCUCUCAUUUUAGUUUGAUCACAUUUACAUGAUAAUUGGGGUGCUCCACCACAUGUUACCUCACCUAUCUGGGGUCCCCCACCUCCUUGUAAACAGGCCCUUACAGCUGGACUUAAGGACUCGUGCGACUGUAAUGACAAAUACAUCAUACGUCACAUUCAUACUUCUUGAACUAUUAUUGUUCUCUUUUCUAGACAACUGUAAUGUGCGCAUCGCGCACAAUAAUGGUAAAAACUACUUUAAACUUUCCUUCAGUACAUAAAGCACUUUAAAAAAAUGGCUAUUAAACCGCCACAAAUGUAAUCUAGGUGUACUGCUUACUAGUUAAAUGUAAUAGACAUGUCAGGCAUUUUCAUUUUCUAAAUUUUGAACGAGUGGCCACAUUAAUGGUCUGAAAUUAUAAGAGGUUGUUCUGUUUGGGAUAUUAAAAUGUAGCUGUUCACCAUAUUAAUGGGUGACCACAUUAACAAGGUUUUUAUAACAAAAAUGUAUGACCUUUUUGCCAGGCCGUAAUGAGGACGUAACAGUAUUACUGAGGUGGUCGUAAGGUGGAGUUCCACUGUAAUAUCAAAUGACCUGUGUGAGAACUUUAGUUGCCAGCUUAAGAAGUGAUUUGAGCCUCAUCAUCUGCCUUUCAAUGACCCCCAUUCUCAUUUGACUUGCUUUGCUUGCUGCUAAGAUAACUUCUGUCUAAAUAAUGUAGUCUAUUCCUACCAUAAUUAUGUGCUAGGAGCAGGCAGGUUAGCCUUCUGCUGUCCCUUGCACAGUAGGCCCCACUGGGACUGUGAAAAGGUGUUCCACUAUCCUCUCCCAACCUCCCCCUUCACUUCCGCAAAAAGUCAAAUUCUUGCAACCUUACAACAAGGCAGUCAUGUUGGUUGAGAAAACAAUACAAUUUUUCUAUGCACAACUUGCAUAAGAAUUAAGAGUUUAGUUUGCAUCGGAGAGAAACCCUUUUGUUCUUGUCAACCAGUGUGGCCACUGUCACUUCACCUGCAAACCAGCAAUUUCAGAAAACAUUAAAAUUCUUCAUGUUAUCACCAUCCCAUAUUUGCUUAUGUUUAAAACUUACCAAACUUUUUCCUUUGUUUCCACAGGCGUGAGGCCCAUUUGUGUAUCUUGGCUAACAACUGUGAUGAAACCCAGUAUGUUAAACUUGUGGAAGCUCUUUGUGCUGAACACAACAUCCACCUUCUUAAGGUAAGAUAACUGCGGCAUUUUUUAUGGUGCGAUGACUUACCCGCUACUUAACAUGACUGGCUAAUCACAGGUCAUGUUGACAUUUAACUUGGUAGUUCAUUGGCAAACAGGAAUGUUUCUUGAAAUUUCAAAGUGUUAAGUUCACUGCACUGCAAUCAUGCUCAAGAAACACUGUCAUAAGAUUUGUGUGCCAUUGUUAAUAUGUUCAAAAUUUUUACUUACAAUCAAUAGCAGUACCGUUGAAAAGGCUUGAGUGAAAUUUUCAGCAAAAUUCUCAGCAAUAUGUCCAUGAUUUCUGAGCAAGCUUUAUCAGCAAAGCUUUUGAUUCAUAACUGGCCUUUGCAACAAACAGUCUUACCCUUGUCAUAUUUUAUUUUUCUUAGGUAGAUGAUAACAAGAAACUUGGUGAAUGGGCUGGUCUCUGCAAGAUAGAUAAAGAAGGAAAGGCCAGGAAAGUUGUCAGCUGCAGCUGUGUUGCUGUCAAGGUGAGAAAACACUCACAUCCCUCUAUUUUAAGGGAACAAAUGGGAAGUUAAAUUAACUAAAAAUGCAUGGUGAAAGCAACAACAUAGAAAUAAAAACAGCAGCAUUAAUGACUAACAGCUCUGCGCAUAUACAUCACACUUUUUUGCAUAUUUCUUUUCCAUCUUGUGUACAAUAAUAAUGUGCACAAUAGUUAUUGCAGUCAAAUUUCCUAUUGCAAUGUUUUAUGAAGGUGGUAUAUAAGAUAUACAUAACAUAAAUAAAUUUUUGUUUCCCUUUGAACUUGGUUGCAGUUCCUAACAUUUAACUUUCACCCAUUGCUUCCCUUCUUUUGUCAAGGAAUUAAGUUGGAACGACUGCAGUGAAGUUCAAAGGAAAGCACCUUCAUUUUAAAAGAGUUACUUGGACUGCCUAUCACAUUUCGUAGCUCUAAUUAGCACUAGUCAGUUCUCAUAAUCAAUAGAAGCAGGUUUUAAUCUUUGCUUGAAUUUUUUAACACUCAGUUGACAUGUUAACUUCACAUUGCAAAGAUAAGCUUGCUGGUGUUGUUGUUGUUUUUUUUAAAACAAAAAAAGACUAUUAGUUUUUUUGUCAACAAUGUGCCUUCCUAUGAUGAAAAAAGGACUCCCUCUUCUGAGUUACUCUGAGGAAAUGUCCAAAACCGGAAUCGAUAUAAAGAAUCUGAGGGGGCACAGAAAAUAGCAAUGUUUGGGCUUAUUCAUUCCUGGCAAUGGCUAAGCAAAGUGAAAUAAUGUGGCUAUAUAGUGUAGCAACACCACUCAUAAGAAUGGCUUUCAAGCCUUCAUUUUAAAGUAUCUGGUCAAGAUGUCUUCCACUGAGUUAGCUUCAAGAAAUGUCCUGUACAACAUUCUUGCCAAAGUUUAAAAUGGUUUGAAAAAGGCAUUCUCAAAAACAGCUUUGUUCUAAAGUUACCUACCUUCCCAACAACCAGGUUAGAGGUCUGGGAUGCAGUAUAGUCGAGUGGUCAUUGCAUCAGUUUUGUAAAGAGAAGAGAGUUUUUACAUGUAGCUUUUGAACCUGCCAGUCUGGCAGGGUUUUAAAUCCUAUUAAGUUUGUUCUAAUUAUUUCUUUGAUGUUUUGGGUGGAUUGUCUACAAACUAGCUGGAGCAGCCAAGUGUGCUUCCACUUUAGACUAAGCAUUGUAAUUUCUUGGUAGGAAUAAAUUAAGUCAGGUGUUUGUUAAGUUCUGAUGAUACAUUUUCACUUUUUUCCUUUCAUAAAGGAUUAUGGACGAGAGGGCCAAGCACAUGAUGUCCUAAUGCAGUACUUCAAGACAAACAAGCGUAGCUAA
Porites lobata is the source of this 3924-nucleotide messenger RNA. The record is from the annotation of a GenBank genome assembly. Lineage: Eukaryota; Metazoa; Cnidaria; Anthozoa; Scleractinia; Poritidae.